This is a messenger RNA of Lactuca saligna, 330 nucleotides long. NCBI's taxonomy places the organism in Eukaryota, Viridiplantae, Streptophyta, Magnoliopsida, Asterales, Asteraceae. The record is from the annotation of a GenBank genome assembly.
AUGUAUGAAAAAGAAGGAAUCGAGGUGCCUGCUGAUGAACAAUCAAUUGAGUUCUUGAAGUACAAUUUUCCAAAGAAGAUUGAGGAUGAUGCCGAAGUGUUUCCCAGCAUUACAAGAAUUCCAGAUGCUAUGAUCAAGUGUGUUAAUCCAACAAGUUCUAUUUUGAUGACGUAUUUGGCUUCGAUCAAUCCAGAUGAAGACACUGGUAUACUGUUUGCUAAGCCAGAUGCAGGUUCUUCCAAGAAAUCUCGCAAAUCCAAGAAGACUGAGAAAUCGACUAUCGUAGCUACUGAGCGUGUUGAGGUUGUAGUUGUCAAAACUCAUGCAUGA